UGUGGAGUAUGACAUGCUUUCAACAGGGAGUGGGCAGAGAGCCUCAGACAGACUAGGGUGAGCAGACAAAGGGGGGACAAGGAAGGAGGUGGGCCAAAUAAGAAGGAGGCAGAUAGCAAAAGGGAGGCUGAGAAAAAGGAGAAAGGGGGAAGAGAGGGAGGGACAAGAUUGGAGGGAAGGACCAUACAGUAUUCAGGACCAUGGCUGAGUCUGUCACUUAUGCGGAUCUACGCUUUGUGAAAUCCCCUCUGAAGAGUCUCUCAGCUAGGCUGGAGCAGGAUGCUGAAGUGGAUGAUGAUGGGGAGCUCACCUAUGAAAAUGUUCAGGUGCCUUCAGCCAAGGAUGUGUUUUCCAGCCCAGCUCAGCCUGACCUUGGGGAACAAACAGGAAGGGAAAAGACAGAAAAGACAAUUACUACACUUUUUUCUGAGACGCCACCAACUCCCAGACGGAUCCUGCCCUACCCUGUGGCCUGGAUACCAUACAUUCUCCUGAGUCUGCUGGGCACCUGUUUGCUGUUGGGUGUCACCAGCAUCAGCCUGGGUAUUCAAUAUAUGCAGGUGUCUCACCAGCUCAGAAAUGCCAACCAGGUCCUGGAAGCCACCAAUGGUAGCCUGUGGCAGCAGCUCCAGAUGGAAACUGACAAGUUGUCAAGCAAGGAGGAUGAUUUGCAGGCUAAGGAGGAGAAACUGGCCCAGACCCAGCAGCAUCUGCAGGUAGAAAAGGAGCAGCACCAGGAUGCCCAGAAAAACCUGCUGGCCUGCAGGUCAGAGCAGGAUAAGACACAACAGAGCCUGGCUGAUGAGAAAGAGGAGAGGAGACUCCUGGAAGAUAAGCUGAGAAACUUGCAGGAUGGGCUGAAGCAAGUCCAGCUCCUUUUUAAAUGCUCGUUCCCAGGUAGAGACCAGGAGUGGAUUCGGGCUCAUUCCUUCCCCCGAUACUGCUGUCCUUUGGCGUGGGAACUAAAUCAGAGGAAAUGCCUGUACUUCUCAAUCAGAAAGAAGACUUGGUCAGAGAGUGACUCGUUUUGUAAAUCUAUAUCCUCAAAACUGCUUGUUGUAACAAGUGAAAAAAAAGUAAGAAAGCCUUCCUUCCUUUGUCCUACACCUCACAUAGGUUCUUUGGUCCCUGGGCAGACAGGAGUGUUGGCAAAAUGGAAUGGAGCUGUCCCAGCUCUCUGGGGUGACUGGCAGGGCAAUAAUAGGGGUCCUCUGCUGUUAUGCGACUCAUGGUGCUCCUUUCCUCCCAUCUCUCCUCAAUCUUUUUUUUUUAAACUCUUACCUUCUGUCUUAGAAUUAAAGCUAACUAUUGGUUCUGAGACAGAAAUGUGGCAAGGACUAGGAAGUCAGGGUUAAGUGACUUGCCCAAGGUCACACAGGUAGGAAGUGUCUGAGGGCACAUUUGAAUGCAGAUCCUCCAGACUUCAGGCCUGGCCUCUAUCUCCUGGGUUAUCUAGCUGCUUCCCUUCUUAAUCUUAUGAGCUAGGUUCAUGGAGCCUCAUUCUGUGGCGUGAAGCUGAACCUAAUGGAAUGACUUACUUUCUCCAUCCUUUCCUAGCUAGAAACUGAGUCAGGGUUUUCAAGGCUGUGUUUGAAAGAGGCAGGGAGGAAGCAUCGGGAGGAAGGGAGGUGACAGCUACUGAUGGGGGUCCACCUUUUGGUCUGGAACCAUGAAAGCACAGCUCCCCUGACUCAGGCCUCCCCAAGGUGUCUUUUCCCAAAAAGUUUCUCUUUUCCUCUGGUCUUUCUCCACACAUCCCAGUCUGUCUGUCAUUCCAGCAAUUCAUAAACAGCCUACUUACUGGAGGAAAAUCACAUGAGGUUUUCUGGGCUCAGAGCGAGUAUGCAAAGAACCAAAAUGG
Molecule: messenger RNA, 1861 nt
Organism: Monodelphis domestica (gray short-tailed opossum)
Lineage: Eukaryota; Metazoa; Chordata; Mammalia; Didelphimorphia; Didelphidae
Source: RefSeq, a predicted model, not a curated record